Sitophilus oryzae (rice weevil) is the source of this 811-nucleotide messenger RNA. RefSeq names its product glutathione S-transferase-like. Gene Ontology annotation, biological process: glutathione metabolic process. Gene Ontology annotation, molecular function: glutathione transferase activity. The transcript has 4 exons. The coding region runs from base 111 to 719 and encodes 202 amino acids. The record is from RefSeq and is a predicted model, not a curated record. Lineage: Eukaryota; Metazoa; Arthropoda; Insecta; Coleoptera; Curculionidae.
AAUUUAUACGUUACUUCACACUGUUCAUUCAGUAGACAACCUUCAUACACGAACAACAAUAUAAUUAUUGUACAUUUUAGUUCAAUUUCAGGUAUUUUUAACAAAAUAAAAUGGCUCCAACUUAUAAACUUUACUAUUUUGAUGUUGCCGGUAGAGGUGAAAUUAUUAGAUAUUUGUUAGCUUAUGGAAACCAAAGUUUCGAAGAUAUUAGAAUACCUAAAGAAGAAUGGCCUGAAUACAAGAAAAAAACUCCUUAUGGACAGCUUCCUGUUCUUGAAGUCGAUGGUAAACCAGUAGCCCAGAGUCUGGCUAUUGCCAGAUUUUUAGCGAAAAAAUUCAAUCUAGUUGGACAAAAUGAAUGGGAAGCCCUAAAAUGCGAUGAAUUGGUGGAUACACUUGGAGAUCUUGGACAAAAAGGUAUGAGGUAUUUCAGAGAAGCCGAUCCUGAAAAGAAAGAAACACUGAAGAAACAGCUGUUUGAAGAAGACGUGCCUUAUUAUUUAAGUAAAUUUGAGGCUGUAGUGUCUAAAAACGGAGGAUACACAGUUGGAUCACAGCUUACAUGGUCCGAUUUUCAAUUUGCCGGAACUCUAGAAGAAUUCGAAAAAAGGCAUCCUGGUCUGUUGAAGCCGUACCCUGCUUUAAGUGGUCUUGUUGAGAAGAUUUGUAACCUGCCAAGUAUUAAAGCAUACAGGGAGAAGUCAGCACAAAAGAAGUAGAUUUUGUAAAAAUUAUUUAUUUGUCGCUUUUUAUACUGCACUCUCCUGUAUCAAGUCUGUAAUUUUUUAAUUUAAAAUAAAAUAUAAAAUUU